Messenger RNA from Benincasa hispida (wax gourd), 1934 nucleotides. RefSeq names its product cytochrome P450 78A3-like. Gene Ontology annotation, molecular function: monooxygenase activity; iron ion binding; heme binding. The record is from RefSeq and is a predicted model, not a curated record. Lineage: Eukaryota; Viridiplantae; Streptophyta; Magnoliopsida; Cucurbitales; Cucurbitaceae.
ACCUUUGUUUCCCCUCAAACCCAUAAGCCAACGACCUUUCUCUUAUCUCUCAAUCUAAAGAAAGAAAAAGGAAAAAGAAAGAAAGAAAGAAAGAAAGAAAGAAAUGUCGUUGAGUAGCGAAAUUGAAAGCCUAUGGGUUUUCGCUUUGGCUUCCAAAUGCUCAGCUCUCCCUAAACAAAACAUCCUUUUCUCUUUACUUCUUCUUCUCCUAAUUUGGUUUCUCCUUUCCAUUUUCUAUUGGGCCCAUCCUGGCGGCCCAGCUUGGGGACGCCGUCGCCGCCGCCGCCUCCACCGCCACUGCCCCUCCACCAUCCCUGGCCCAAGAGGGCUUCCCGUGAUCGGCAGUAUGAGGUUGAUGACGGGCCUGUCCCACCAAAAAAUCGCCUCUAUGGCCAAAUCCCUAGGAGCUACUCGUUUAAUGGCUUUCUCACUCGCCAACACUCGCGUGAUUGUCACAUGCCACCCAGACGUAGCCAAAGACAUCCUAAACAGUUCCGUGUUCGCUGACCGUCCGAUCAAAGAAUCAGCUUACUCUUUAAUGUUCAAUCGUGCCAUUGGAUUCGCUCCUUACGGAAUUUACUGGCGUACCCUCCGUCGUAUCGCUUCACACCAUCUCUUCUGCCCUAAACAAAUCAAAUCCUCUGAAUCACAACGCCGCCAAAUCGCCUCCCAAAUGGUCAAAAUCUUGUCUUCCAUUGCUACCUCAUCCUCUCUUCCCAUUCGUCAAACUCUUAAAACCGCUUCUUUGAAUAACAUCAUGGGUUCGGUUUUCGGCCGGUUUUAUAAUCUCUCUGAUUCAAACCCCGAAGUCCAACUCCUACAAACCCUUGUCGAUGAAGGAUAUGAUUUAUUAGGCCUUCUUAAUUGGUCCGACCAUCUUCCCUUUUUGGCUGAUUUCGACCCGCAAAAUAUCCGGUUCAGAUGCUCCCGGUUGGUCCCGCAAGUGAACCGCUUCGUAACCCGGAUCAUCAACGAACACCGUCAAAAAUCAAACCCAGAAAUCAUGGAUUUCGUCGAUGUUCUUCUCUCUCUUCAACAAAACGACAACCUUGCCGACUCCGAUAUCAUCUCCGUUCUUUGGGAAAUGAUAUUUAGAGGGACGGACACGGUGGCGGUUUUGAUAGAGUGGAUUUUAGCAAGGAUGGUGGUUCAUAAGGAAGAGCAAGAAAAAGUACAAGAGGAAUUAGAUAACGUGGUUGGGAAAUCACGUGCCGUUAUGGAAUCCGACAUUCCGUCGUUGGUUUAUUUAACGGCAGUAAUUAAGGAAGUCCUAAGGUUGCAUCCACCCGGCCCACUUCUGUCUUGGGCUCGCCUUGCUAUUACGGAUACAAUCGUCGAUGGUCAUCACGUGCCUCGUGGGACCACUGCUAUGGUUAACAUGUGGUCGAUAGCGCGGGACCCACAGAUCUGGUCGGACCCACUUGAAUUUAAGCCCGACAGGUUUGUCUCCGGUGGUGGUGCUGACGUGGAGUUUUCGAUUAUGGGUUCCGAUCUUCGACUUGCUCCAUUUGGGUCGGGUCGGAGGACUUGUCCUGGGAAGGCACUUGCUUGGACAACUGUCACUUUCUGGGUGGCUACACUUUUACAUGAAUUUAAAUGGUUGCCUUCUCCUGAUCAAAACGACGCCGUUGAUUUCUCUGAAGUUCUUAAGCUCUCUUGUGAGAUGGCCAAUCCACUCAAGGUUAAAUUAUGUCCAAGGCGCAUUUAAAUAAAUUUAAAUAAAUAAUCUUAAUUAUAAUAAUAUUAAUAUAUAUAUAAAAUAUAUAUGGUUGGGUUUAAAAAGGAAAAAGAAGAAGGAAAAACAAAAACCCACCACAUGAUAAUGUUUGGCUUCUAGGACUGUGUUCCUCGUACAUUUUACAUCAAGGUCUUAUUUUCUCCUUUUUUUUUAUGUGUAAAUAUUAAUGGAAUGGAAUUUGACUUAUUGCAUACAA